Molecule: messenger RNA, 6919 nt
Organism: Nasonia vitripennis (jewel wasp)
Lineage: Eukaryota; Metazoa; Arthropoda; Insecta; Hymenoptera; Pteromalidae
Product: neurotrimin
Exons: 10
Coding region: 269-1537 (422 amino acids)
Cellular component (GO): neuron projection
Source: RefSeq, a predicted model, not a curated record
UCAGUCUCGACGCGACACGCGCGCGCGCCUAUCCAGACAGAGCGACGCGCUUUUUACGCUGCAUCGAGGCCCGCACGGUGUCGGUUGCGCUAUAUUAUCGCGCAUGAGUGUGUAAUCGAGAGCCGCAGAAAUUGAAACAGGAAGAGGAUAAAAGUGGCGAACUGGUAGCUCGGUGCGCGCCUCUAUAUGAGUGUCAUCGUCGACUCAGUGACUGUACUUUUGCGCGAGGCUUGACCUUGUCGACGGCUUGCGGAAUAUAGAGAGGAAAAUGCCGGUAUCCGGUGGUGGUGGUGCUUUUGCGCGCAGAUGGUGCAGAUGGAGGACUUUGUUCUUCGUCGUCUUAUUCUUCUGCAGCAGCUGGAGCCUCGUCGAGUCGCAGCUUAUCGAUCCAAAUUUCAGUGAGCCAAUUAUGAACGUGACGGCGCCCGUCGGCAGGGAAGCCAUGCUCACCUGCACUGUGAAAGAUCUCGGGAGCUACAAGGUCGCCUGGCUGCGCGUCGACACGCAAACGAUUCUGACGAUUGCGAGUCACGUGAUAACGAAGAACCAUCGCAUCGGCGUGAGCCACAGCGAACACCGCACGUGGUUUCUUCACAUAAAGGAGGUGAAAGAGUCCGAUCGCGGAUGGUACAUGUGCCAGAUCAACACGGAUCCCAUGAAGAGUCAAAUCGGCUACCUUGACGUUGUGGUUCCACCGGACAUAAUAGACGAUCUAACGAGCACGGACAUGGUCGUACGAGAAGGGACCAACGUUACUUUGCGCUGCGCAGCUACGGGUUCUCCGGCCCCAACUAUAAAUUGGCGCCGAGAAGACGGACGACCGAUUUUCCUCAGCAACACGAAAGAGGUUCAAUCCGUUGAAGGAUCGCAGUUUAAUCUGACGAAGGUCAAUCGCCAGCACAUGGGUCCUUAUCUGUGCAUUGCGUCGAAUGGUGUGCCACCAACCGUCAGUAAAAGGAUUAUUCUCGUCGUCCAGUUCCCGCCGAUGAUUUGGAUACCGAAUCAACUAGUCGGUGCCGGAGAAGGUCAGCAAAUCACGCUUGAGUGCAUUUCCGAGGCCUAUCCGAAAUCCAUCAACUACUGGACGCGCGAUCUAGACGAGAUUGUGCCGCAAGGUGGAAAAUACGAACCUGUUGUCAUCGACAGUGCUUACAAAGUUCACAUGAAGCUAAUAAUUAAAUCUGUCAGUGCUUCUGACUUCGGUUCCUACAAAUGUGUUUCUCGAAACUCCCUCGGCGAUACAGAUGGCAGUAUCAAACUUUACCAAAUUCCAUCAAGUUCUGGCUACCAUUCGACUGAUGGAAACGAUUCGAAGUAUAAAGGAAAGCAGAGAAAAAAAUCUGGUAACAAUAUUCUUGAAGGAAAUCAAGAUAUGCUAAAAGAAAGAGAUCCAAAGCACCGAGCUCGGGACGACGCAGAGGAAGAGGAUUACGUGUUCUCUAAGGCUACGCGUUCAAGCCAAGCCAUUGUCAUUACGCGAAUCUUGCUGCUACUGCUGCCCUUUCACCAACUACUGCGAAUGCUUCAUCCGGCUUGAGAGAAUGAUUGGUCCUGCCGGUAGCUGUGGUGACUAAGCGCCGACAGCCUCGACUUCUGCUUCUUUUUCUAAUAAUUUUCGCCGCCUCGCACUGGUUCAGCACGAACAUGAAAGAAACUAUAUAUACGAAAAGAAACAGAAUUUGGCAAGUAGGAGAUUCGACAGUUAAAAAAUAUUCUGGUUGGUUUGAUUUGGAUGAAAGUGAUAGGAAGUGUGGGGACUGGUGAUCUGCUCGAAAAGGAAUUGAUGUGAACGCAAAGUCGAUUGACAUUUAAAUAUCAGUUUGUAAAUACCAUUUCAACUCGUUUAUGGUUUAUAAAAGAUGAUCGUAUUAACACAAAGAAAUGUUUUGAAAAGAUCGAACAAGUUUAAAGAAAAACAGCGUUGAUAAACAAAACAGCAAAGUAUUUUUGCAAUAGUGUGCUCCGUUGCACGCUAAGUGUGAAAUAUGUAUGUACAAUUUGCUCACUAGUCGCGUAAUGUAAUUGAGAAUUCGUAUAACUUCUGAAGGUGUCUAUUGACUAAAAAUUUCGAGUUUCGCGUAUGCGCAGGUAAUCGCUUUGUUUUUUCUUUGCGUUCUUAUUCUUUGAAUAAAAAAAUAAAACGAAAAAGAAGAAGAAGAAGGAGACGAAGACGAAUAGAGGACUUAUUUUUCAAGUAUAAGGGAGACGUAAAAAAUAUAGAGCGGAUUCCGCGUCUCUCCCUGGCUGCUCGCGUUUGCGCGAGGCCGCAGGGGUUGAGAAAUCAUACAAAUGUACAUAGCCAAGAAACAUGAGGAUUCUCCUUGUGAUUGUGUAAAAGCCCAGUGUUUAUGCCCUCGUUCGAAACCGAGUAAGUUCAAUAUAUAAUAUAUUCGCAUUUCGAGAUAUGUUUUAAAUGCUGUAUCGCGCGUGCAUUGUUCAGAUCGUUUCGAGAACGCUAUACUAUAUAAUCGCAUUGAAAAAGCAAACGAGACAAAAGAUAAGAGCAUAUUUUCGUGUGCGAACAAAGAUAAAAGAGAGGUUGUGUGGAUAUAUACAUAAAUUUCUAGAAAGCGAUGGCAGUAUAGAAAGAGGAUCGUGCAUUAGAAUACCAAUUGUUAAUAUUUACUCUGAUGGCACUUGAAUGAAGAAGGCGAUAAUUGUUGCCGUUGACGUGUACCAUAGACGCUUGUCGACUGAAUUAGGGCAUACCGUAAAUACGACAUUUUUUUGAUAAUCGAUCUGAAUGGACAAAACAAAAAAUACCACUGCCGAUUUGAAAAGUAGUACCUACAUGCGUACUCUCAAAUAAGGCAACUUUAAAAUUCUCCUAUAUUCGAUAAUUUGUACUUGCAGAAUUUUCUAUUUUCAGUCAUGUAAUGGAUUUCAAAAAGUAAAUCGUAUAAGAGGAAAAGGUAAAUUGGAAUCAAAUUUUCCAGACACAAUAAAUGUGCAUAGUUUUUCAUUAGGUAGAAGUCGAAGAAAGAUUGAAAAUAUAGUUUUCCGCUUCACUGGCAUUUUCCGAGGCUGAUUCGAGCAAAAGAAAGGAGGGAAUGAAACGCGCGACAAAAUAGAGCGACAGGAAGAAACGAAUAGGGGAGGAAAAAGAAGAGCAUCAAAGCCAGACUCUCAUCUUCGCAAUCGUAACGCCGCCAGCGAAGGAUUCUGCAGCUCGUUUUAGGCGUCAAACGUGAGGCCAAAUUAAGGAUAUUUUUAAAUUAACUCACGCGUGUAAAACUGAGAGGUUCUAUACUGAGUAAAAUGCAGAUACGAGAAUCAUGUUGGGUAUAUUUCACAACUUUUUUUAUUGAUUUAUUCAUCUGGAAUAACGAGCGACAUUCUUCAUUUUCAAUCAAAUUGAAAUUAAACUAGUCAGAUCCAACAAAAAACGAACAAAAAAUCAAUCGUACAGCUAUAUACUCUUUUUGAAUGAACCUUUUAAACAUCAAAGCGGUGAUCACUCUUACAGAUGAAAAAUUUACAUAGGCGUUGACAUAUAUGGAGCAUAUGAUACGCACUACAGAAAUUAAUACCAGCCUCGAUGUGCAUACGAAACAAUUUUAUUCGGGCUGGGCUUUGAAAGUUUCAAUCGAAGUCGGAAUAGAAAAAUAUUUUUUUUUUAUAACUUAUUAACUAAUAUUUUUAUAACAUAUAUUUAUCCGUCAAUACAGUCGAUUUACAGCUGUGCAUCAAUGAAAAUUUCGAACCUAUAGGGUUGUCCCUUCAGAUUUUGCAAAUCAGUAAACGUAGUUCCCAAUAUCAGUAGAUACGCGCAAUAUUCGAGCAUACCAUAAAACUCUGGUAUUAGGGUGAAGCACGCGCGCACGCAGCUACUCUGUGCGCUCGACUUAUUAAAUCAAAUUCGCCCUCGACAAGCAGGAUGAGGGACUAGAAUACUUACGUUUCGCGUCAUUUCCAUGAGACUGGCGUUUCCUCUCCCGAUUUUUCGUGCCUCGCGCGGAACUAAAGCCGCUCAUUGUCAGUUGAGACGUCCGUCGUCGCCAGCUAUGGCUCGGCUCGAUUCCAUGCAUAUAUACAACCCCUGGCAGGCACGAGGGGGCCCAGACCGGGGAAUAAAUAACUCUGUAACGCAGUCGCGGCAUGCGCCUGCUUCGCGGUGAGUGUUUUGUCCGCUCGUUCUAUCCCCAAAAGCCUUUCUUCCCCCCCCCCCAUCCUUUUAUUGUUAACAGUUUUACGGGGCUGUUCCUCGUUCUGAUAGUAAUUAUUGUGAGUUCGACAGCCGGAACGAGAUGUCAGUCACAUUUGGGGUUGGUAACAGUCGGCACUAUUUUUCUUCCCUCUUUUAUUGCGUGAAAGACCGUUGCUUAACAGACUCGUGAUUAUAAUGAUAAUAAAGCCUUACUGUUUUAUCUCUUUGUUCGGAAAUUUUUGUAGUUCGUUGAUAUUCAAUUGUGAAUGGGUAUAGAAAAUUCAUUAUGCAAAAGAUGGACGUAUAUAAUUGACAAUUUUCGGUUGUAUGAGCAUUUCGAUAACAUGGUUAUUAGACAAAUCGAUUGUUGUAGAGGAGCUUAAUGAUUUGCGUUUUAAAAUGUUUGCAUUGUAAAAAACCCUAGUUCAGUCAAUAUAUAACGUAGACCAUUGUUAAUCCUGUUUCGCCAAAGAUCAAAUACAAAUAGUACGACUACUAUUACGAUAAUCAUCAGAUGCAUUGUAGAUAACAUUGGUUGCAGAAAGAAAAAAAUCUUGUUAAGGAUAACAUUAAAUUUUGCAGACGAACAGUUUAAACGACUUCGUACUUCUUUUUGAAAAGAUAAAGGCAUUUGAAAUCUCAUAAUAUCUUGUGGUCAUUUAUGCUGUUCUUUUGGGUAGAUAUAUUAACGAUAAAUCUGCGAGAAUUAAAAGUUCAAGAAUCAAUUAUCUUGGUGAAAAUAUUUGAAAUAUUUUACAAAAUUCUUGUUUGACAGUAUCAUAAAUAUUAUGAGAAAAAGAGAAAAUUUGCCCUUUUGUCGGGAUUUUAUAGAAUUGACUGAAGAAAUGUAAAAAAUUGAAGAGCAAUUUUCUUAGUAAAGAGCAAAAAUUAAUAAACGUUAUGAAUAUACGUUUUUAAAGAUGAAAAGUGUGCGUGCUUCAAAGCUGUAUGUCAUGAGAAAAUGAGCUUGUAUUCUAAUAAAAUAAAUAUGGUAAAUAUUUACAAAUGCUAAGCUUUAGAAAAGAAACAUUGUAUGCGUGUAUUACGAUGUAUAAUGUACAUAUCAAAUUUCAUCUUAAUACACGUAAGUUUUUAAAUUUUCAAUUUGAUUAUGAUUCACCGUAAUGUUACAAUAUGCAUUGAUGAGGGAAUAAUGAAGCACAGAUAGUUUAACAAGUCUGGAUUCGUAAAAUGAGUGUAAAAAAUAUCAAUUAUAUUUCAGAUUGUAAAGUAUGAGGCAAGGAAAAAAGUAACAAAAAAGUAAAAUAAAGUUUUAGUGCUUUCACUUUAAGCAAACAAGUGGACCUAAGACCAAAUCCGACACAUGAAAACAUCCAAGCUUAAUUCAAAUUGAAGAAUAGGAUUUGUGAGUACCCUAACGCAUUUUGUAUAGAUAUACGCAUAAACCGGACUUGUGCUUCAGUUUUGUCAGUGCGUUAAAUGGGUUUUAUUUCUGAGUAUCUUGAGAUUGUCUGAAAGUGAAAUAUUCCGAUAAGAUUAAUUCUUAUUAAUCUUUAUUAAUCCUUGAUCACAUAUGACAUAAAUGUAGAGUUGGUGCAUAUUCAUAUUUUUGCGUUCAUAUACAAUGCAUAUGCGAACUGUAAUAAUUUUUGUCAGUAUUUAUAAAAACUUAUUAUAGCACUAGGUAGCAUAAAUCCGCAUCUAUGUCACGCCUAUUCGUGGCAUAAAUAGUCCAUUAUUGAACAGUGCUGAUCGGUCUUGCUAUGCUCGGGCGCUAACUGCACGGGGAAAAAAUGGACUGUUUAGGCCACGGAUAGAGGUGACUACGGAUUUAUGCUAAUCGGUGCUAUAAAAUAGCGCACGAUACUCGUGGCAUAAAUAGUCUCAUACGGCACGGCGUUUAGCUCCCUCGCUACACUCGGGUGCUAAUACACGCCGUGCCGUAAUAGACUAUUUAUGCCACUUGUAUCGUAAUAUACUAUUACAAUUAAGGGAUACACCUUCAAUAGUUAAAAAACGAAAAAUUCAAUUUUUUGUUAUAAUUUUCUCAAAUUGUUUAACAAAUGAAUUAAACUAUUAAAUAUAUUCAGGUAUAUUCAAAAGUUUUCUGAAAAUAAUCAACAAAAAUUGUUUCAACACUUUAAAAAGUAACAAAUUUUAUGUUAAUAUCCAGACAACUUUUUUAAAUAAUAUUUUUUUGUAAUACCCCACACUCAUCUGGAAACUAUAUGUAUUUAAAGCAUAUCUAUUAGUAUAAAAGUGCCCUUUGAAGCCCAAAUCUUAAGUAAGUCUGCGGUAGCUGAAAAAUGGAAAUUCUGAAUUUUGGCCUUCGAAGAAAUGUCAUUCCUGAUAAUAUGGCACGUAUAAACAUGGUUUUAUGUUUCUUACAUUAUAUCUAAAUAUAUUUAAUAGUUUAAUUCAUUUUUUAAACAAUUUGGGAAAAAUAUAAACAAAAAAUUAAAUUUUUCAUUUUUUACUAUUUAAGGUGUAUCCGCCCCCCUAAAAAUUGAACUAACGUUUCAUACAAAAGUAAUAAUUAUUUUGAUUUCAUUACGUCAUUAUAUCUAUUUGAUUUAAUGAUACGCACUUGUAUUGACUUCAUUUAACGAACGAUAUGAUUUAUUAUAUCUGCCGAAUACAAAAAUCUCAAAAUACACGAUAAUGUAAAGCUUCCGAGAGUUCGGUAACUCAAUCGCGUAGUUAUUUAAGCAAGUAUAUAUGUAAGCACACUAUAAUAUAUUUGUACAACAAAACCAAGAAGUAAGACUGUACAUACAAAUAUGUAAUCCAAUAAAGUAUUUCCUUUCUUGA